Pestalotiopsis fici W106-1 is the source of this 2208-nucleotide messenger RNA. RefSeq lists its product as uncharacterized. Gene Ontology annotation, cellular component: cortical endoplasmic reticulum. The transcript is spliced from 7 exons. The record is from RefSeq and is a predicted model, not a curated record. Gene Ontology annotation, molecular function: chloride channel activity. Bases 1 to 2208 code for a protein of 735 amino acids. Gene Ontology annotation, biological process: chloride transmembrane transport. NCBI's taxonomy places the organism in Eukaryota, Fungi, Ascomycota, Sordariomycetes, Amphisphaeriales, Sporocadaceae.
AUGUCGAGUCUUCGAGAGCUGUAUGCCGCCGACGGCAACAGACCGGAGCUCAAGACCAACAUGAAUGUCGACUUUGUGAUCAACUACAAGAUACCUGCCUCUGAGAGGGACGAAGCCGAAGCGGGCUUCACUCAGCUGAUCGAAGUUCUCACGAAAGCCGGUGUCGCCUCCGAAGUUCGUAGCGGUGUCGACAAUACAUCCGUCCUCGUUUUUGUCAAGGUCGCAUCCGACCAAUACCUCAAGUCCAAGAUUUAUAAAGAGCGAGUUCAGGACUGGCUGUAUGGUGUCCGCAUUACUGCACCGGAAAAUGACGUCAACAAGGUCUUUGAGAAAGAGCCCAUCAGCGAAGCCGAACGCCUGCGAGUAAUCUACCUGCUGUUGACUCUGCCCAAGAAUGAUGGUGGAGCUGGCAUUACUCCCAAGAAGGGCCAGUGGAAGCACGUCGAAUCAAUCUUCCCAUUGCACAACCACGCUUUCAACCGCCAAUGGAUUAAGCAGUGGAGCAGCAAGUCCGCACUGAAGGAGGAAGAUAUUAGUGAGAUUCGGGACAAAUUUGGCGAGAAGAUUGCUUUCUACUUUGCCUUCCUACAGUCCUACUUUUCUUUCCUAGUCUUCCCCGCAGCAUUCGGUUUUGCCGCGUGGCUCAUUCUCGGCCAGUAUUCUUGGUUCUAUGCUCUAGUCAACUCUCUCUGGUCUGUCAUAUUCUUUGAAUACUGGAAGAAGAAGGAGGUCGAUCUGGCAGUACAGUGGGGUGUCCGUGGUGUUUCUCGUAUUCAACAUCCUCGAUCAAGCUACAAGUGGGAUCACGAGGCGGUUGAUCCCAUCACAAAAGAGCCAGUCAAGGUCUACCCCGCUAGCAAGCGCCUCCAGACACAGCUGCUUCAAGUUCCCUUUGCACUUGUGUGCCUGUUGAUCCUGGGCGCUCUUUAUGUGUUUUGCUUCUCGAUCGAGAUCUUCCUUGGUGAGAUCUACAACGGCCCCCUCAAGGCUUAUCUGACUUUCUUGCCGACGAUCAUUCUGACCGCCUUCACCCCAACCCUGUCAACUAUUCUCAGUAACCUAGCUCAGAGGCUGACGGAUGCCGAGAAUUAUCAAACCCAUGACGCCCACGAGGCCGCGCUCAUCCAGAAGAUCUUCGUGGUGAACUUUAUUACUUCCUAUAUCCCACUUUUCCUGACAACGUUUGUCUAUAUGCCCUUUGGCAACCUCCUUGUGCCCUAUCUGGACAUUUGGAGAGUCACUGCCGAGACAUUGUCCGCAAGCGAGAAGGUCACAACCCAGGGAUUUAACAUCAACCCGGAUAGGCUCAAGAAGCAAGUCAUUUACUUCACCGUCACUGCACAGGUUGUCAAUUUUGCGCUUGAAACAUUGGUUCCCUAUCUCAAGCGCAAGGUAUUCAAGAAGGUCAAGGAAGUGCAAACAGAAAUGGAGCAAAAGAACGGCAAGUCUGUGUAUAACCCUCAUGAUGUGCCAGAAGAGGCAGCAUUCUUAUCGCGAGUCCGCAAUGAGGCCGAACUCGAUGUAUAUGAUGUCUCAGGAGAUUAUAGAGAGAUGGUAGUCCAAUUCGGUUAUCUAUCUCUGUUCUCCGCUGUCUGGCCACUGACACCUGUUUCGUUCCUGAUCAACAACUGGGUGGAACUUCGUGGCGAUGCCAUGAAGAUUGCCGUCAGCAGCCAGAGGCCGAUUCCUUGGAGAGCUGACUCUAUUGGCCCUUGGCUCACGGCUCUGGGCUUUCUGUCGUGGUUUGGAAGUCUGAUCAGCUCUUCAAUUGUGUACCUAUUUGCCAAUGGCCCCGAGGGACCAGGCGGCGAGCCCUACAACAUUUCUGGUUGGGGACUCCUUCUCAGUGUCCUCCUUGCCGAGCAUUUUUACCUGGCAGUACAAUAUCUUGUGCGUCACGUGCUUAACCAGUUCGAUAGCCCAGGACUUCAGAAGGAGAGAGCUGAGAGGUUUUCCAUGAGAAAACUCAUGCUCGAGGAGACACUCGGUCACGACAUCAACCUCGAGAAGCCACUUCCCGAUGUGCCAACCGGCGAGAAGAUCACGAGAGCUGCUCUCGAGGAAGAAGCAAGAAUCGCAUCUACUCGUGGACAUGGAACGCCCGAGGACGCUUUCUGGCAACGUCAACAAGGCAUGGAGGAGACCAUUUCGGUUGGACGUAAACUCAUCUCGAGCAUGGCUGCAGCAAAUCAAACGGCAAAGGCCUAG